AUGGCACGCACGGUGUACCCCACACAGGCCCCUGUGGACUUAGACAUCUACCAGAGCUCCUACAUGAUCGACUUUCAGCCCUAUGGGGAGCACAAAUACUCGGGUGUCUCGCCGCAGGAGCAGGCGAAGCUCGAUUCUCAACUCCGGGCCAAAGAGUUUUAUAGGGCCGUCCCCAACACCCACCCCAAACUGGCGGAUGGGUACCCUGCCUUCAGAAGAAUCCACAUGACCGCCAAAGAUCUGGGGCAACCCGGCUUCUUCCCACCACCAGACGGUGCUGCCCCCGCAGAGGACCAGAACCAAUGCACCAGGGUGUGCCAUUGCACGUACCCAGCGCCAGAAACUCGGCACCUGGCCCAGGAUGAUCCCAGGCGGCUGCAGCAGAAUGCAGACUUCCCUUGCCUCCUGGAGCCCCAGAGCCAGCCUGCUACAGAGGAGGAGAAAGGCUACCUCCUACUGCCCGGCUGCCCCUGUCCUCAUCACCAAAUGCCCAAGUUUCCCAUCUUGUAUCGCUGGGGACCCUUGAUGCCAUUUUACCAGUAGGCAGAUGAGCAUACCCUUCAAGAGCU
Molecule: messenger RNA, 569 nt
Organism: Echinops telfairi (small Madagascar hedgehog)
Lineage: Eukaryota; Metazoa; Chordata; Mammalia; Afrosoricida; Tenrecidae
Gene: SPMIP9
Product: testis expressed 37
Exons: 3
Coding region: 1-543 (180 amino acids)
Cellular component (GO): cytoplasm
Source: RefSeq, a predicted model, not a curated record